GCCAGCCUUGGUAAUCCUGUUGGGAUUGGUUGUGAUCUUGAUUCAUGCAGUACUAAUCUAAGUCUUUUUAGAAAAAGGAUAUACUUUCAGGAGUGAGAAUAUGGGGUCUGAUGAGGCCUACAACUUUGUUUUCAAAGUGGUUUUGAUUGGUGAAUCUGGCGUAGGCAAGAGCAACUUGCUAUCCCGUUUCACUAAGAAUGAAUUUAGCCAUGACAGCCGCACAACCAUCGGAGUGGAGUUCAGCACAAGGACUGUGCAGCUGAAUGGUCUCACCAUCAAAGCUCAGAUCUGGGACACUGCCGGACUGGAGCGGUAUCGGGCCAUCACCUCAGCAUAUUAUCGAGGAGCAGUUGGAGCUCUACUAGUCUAUGACAUUUCAAAGCAUUUGACCUAUGAAAGUGCUGAGCGUUGGCUGAAGGAACUCUAUGAUCAUGCAGAUCCUCAUAUUGUAGUGAUGCUUGUGGGCAACAAAACAGACUUGGCAGCAGUACGAUCUGUUCCAACAGAGGAUGCAAAAGACUUUGCAGAAAAGAAUGGUCUUCUGUUCAUGGAAACUUCAGCUUUGGAGUCAACAAACGUUGAGGCAGCAUUCAACACUGUCCUUACAGAAAUCCAUAAAAAAGUGAGCAGCAAAGAGGUGACUCGAGGGUCCAUCAAUGCUGUGACGUUGUCCCAACCCAAAGCACCAGCAGCCGAUGCACAAGAGGACAAGAAACCCUGUUGUAAGAAUAUGUGAUGGAACAUUUCAGAUGGUUGGACAUUCCAGAGUCCUGAUGAAGUUGCAAAAUUCCGUGUGUAGACUGAGAACCGCCAGUUCUUGAUUAGAAAGAACAAGCGUGAUAAAAAGUGAAAGAAACUAAACCAUUUCACUGACUGACAUAGCCAUAUUUGUAUUUUAAAAUAUUAUUUAAUAAUUAAAAGGGAUUUUUAAAAGCUUGUCAGGUGACAACAAAAAAAAAAUUUUUUUUUUUUGCUUAAUUUAAAAGUAUUUUCCCCAUGUUCCUUCUCAUUUCUUUGCAAAAUAAAGACAUUUGCUUCUGUUGAUAUUAUUUAUGAGAUUUCAUGCCAAACGUUCCUAAUCAUACUUUCUUUGUUAUUAUUGUAAAUGUUAUGAUCAAUGGACGCAGAAAAAGAAAAAAAAAAAUGAUUAUUUUAAUUAGUAAGAUAGAAUGUUUUUUUUUUCAUUUACACACUCAUUCACACAGUUUGUGAAUGAUUUACUGAACACACCUAUGCAGAUUUGAGAAUAAAGGAUACACCACAUUCUGUGAAAAUAAGAA
Molecule: messenger RNA, 1280 nt
Organism: Myxocyprinus asiaticus (Chinese sucker)
Lineage: Eukaryota; Metazoa; Chordata; Actinopteri; Cypriniformes; Catostomidae
Product: ras-related protein Rab-25-like
Exons: 5
Coding region: 101-736 (211 amino acids)
Biological process (GO): exocytosis
Cellular component (GO): recycling endosome
Molecular function (GO): GTPase activity; GTP binding
Source: RefSeq, a predicted model, not a curated record